This is a messenger RNA of Fusarium fujikuroi IMI 58289, 723 nucleotides long. RefSeq lists its product as uncharacterized. The transcript has 3 exons. Lineage: Eukaryota; Fungi; Ascomycota; Sordariomycetes; Hypocreales; Nectriaceae. The record is from RefSeq and is a predicted model, not a curated record. The coding region runs from base 1 to 723 and encodes 240 amino acids.
AUGGACCUUAGUACAUCAUCUGCCUUCGAGUCAUACUCGAACCGGUUCGACCCUCAUGACGAAGUCGACGAUGACUACCCUGCGAAGACAUUACAUCCAGCCUCCGAUCAACAUGUCCUCCUCAGGAGGCGCCAUGCACGGAAUAAGCGUCGGGGUGCUUUCGAUACCGUCAGACUCUGCCUGCGUAUCUUGAUCCUUCUACUCGAUCUCAGUAUUCUGAGCGUACUUAUUCAUGGAGUUAAUACUUGGGAAAAAACAUCCAACUCUGUGGAUAGAAACGAGGAUGGCUGGGGAACUCAACAGGCUUCGGUUAACAUGUUUUCGACUUGGUUAAUGCUAUCAAUUGCUGUAUUUGCAUCCUUUGUCCAGACAAUAGCGAUAGCGACUCAUCUCAGUCUUCCCCGAUCAUUGCGCGACGGCUGGGUACAUACCGUCGCUGUGCUGGCCAGCUCUGGUACUGUGAUUGCAGCCUGGGUUGCCGCAACUGUCUACUUGAUUAUCGACAAAGAAGUGCUUCAGGGUGACUGGGAUCUGUGGUCUUGGUCAUGCCAGAACACCCGGCAGAGCUAUACUGGGGAAACUCUCUGCACAGAACUAUCCUACACAUUUAUUGCCGGUCUAGUUGUUUUAGUCCUUGAGAUUAUUGGCCUAGCUUUAUAUAUGAUAUCACUGAGAGGAGUAUAUAUUGUUGGAAAGUAUAGCAGGGCUAGCACGAUUUAUUAG